GCCAUUGGACAAACUUUCUUCUUCAGAUCAUAGUCCUCUCUUACUCCUCCUUUCUUCUCCUUUAGAGUUCAUCUCCUUCCUCUCUUAUGUCUUUGUUUUGGUAGUCCAGUGCAUGCAUUCUGGUGAUGGCUGAUCAAGGUGGUAGCAGUGCUGUAACAGUGAUGAGGGACUAUAGGAAAGGGAACUGGACGGUGAAUGAGACAAUGAUUCUAAUAGAGGCAAAGAAGAUGGAUGAUCAAAGGAGAAUGAAGAGAAGUGGUGAAAAUGAAGGGAGGAGCAAGCCUGCAGAGCUGAGAUGGAAAUGGGUUGAAGACUAUUGUUGGAGAAAAGGGUGUUUGAGGAGCCAAAACCAGUGCAAUGACAAGUGGGACAAUCUGAUGAGGGAUUACAAGAAAGUGAGAGACUAUGAGAGGAGAUUAUUAUCUGAGAGAGGAGACAGUGGAGAUCAUGAUGGUGGGCCUUCUUCUUCUUCUUCUUAUUGGAUGAUCGACAAGAACGAGAGGAAAGAGAAGAACUUGCCUUCCAAUAUGUUGCGUCAAAUAUACGAGGGUUUGGUCGAGGUGGUGGAAAGGAAAGGUGUUGGUACUACUUCAUCGGCAGCAGCAGCAGCUCAUCAAAGGGUGAUGAGUGGUGGCGGAGGCGGCCUUGGGCUUGGAUCCAUUCCCAACAUUGGCUAUGUGGUUGAUAGGAUUGAACCUCCAUUGCCUCCUUUGUUGCAGCACCACAACCCAUCUCCAGUUUCAGUAGCGGCACUGCCGCCGCCGCCACCACUACCACCUCCUCCAUCAGCCCCACAACCUCCCCAACAACCACAACAACCUCAUAUUGCAUAUCCUCAACCAUUGCCCUCCCUAGUACUUGUUUCUCCAUUGGACCUCACAAAAGUUUGUUCCACCUACAUUCUCAAUAUGCCUCUUUCUCUUGCAUUCAUGCGGCGACUGAUUUUACUUUUUUUGAUAUGUAGAAAAAGCUCAGAUUCUGAUACAAGUGAGUAUUCAGACUCACCAGCAAAGCGGAGGAGAAGAGGUGGUGGAGAAGGCACAAGUGGUGGUACUACUACUGCAAGUGGAAGCUCCUCAAUUGAAGUGGGUUCUGCAAUUUCAAAAAGUGCUUCCAUUAUAGCAGAAGCCAUUCAAGCCUCUGAGGAGAGAGAAGAGAGAAGGCACAGAGAUCUUUUGAGUUUGCUUGAGAGAAGAUUAAAGAUUGAGGAGUCCAAAACUGAGGUCAAUAGAGAAGGCAUUAAUGGCCUUGUUGAUGCCAUUAACAACCUGGCAAAUUCUAUCCUUGCAUUGGCUUCCGAUAGGACACAAACGCCUCCACAAUGAUCUUCCCUUCAUCCAUGAUCCAUCUCACCCAUCAAAUAACAAAACAAUUUUUAACAAAACGAUUAUUAUUAUUUACAUUUGAGGUGGUAGAGCUGCCUAGCUAUUCUCCCUGUACAUAGGUGGUGGUGCUUAUGAUGGUCCAGUCGUGUUCUAAUUUUCCUGAUUCAUUCAUGUUGGAAGUUGGAAUAUUAUCACUUUGAUUAAUCAUUAUUUAUAUUUUCAUUAUGAAAUAUCA
This is a messenger RNA of Vitis vinifera (wine grape), 1560 nucleotides long. RefSeq lists its product as uncharacterized. Bases 126 to 1325 code for a protein of 399 amino acids. The record is from RefSeq and is a predicted model, not a curated record. NCBI's taxonomy places the organism in Eukaryota, Viridiplantae, Streptophyta, Magnoliopsida, Vitales, Vitaceae. The transcript has 3 exons.